Alosa alosa (allis shad) is the source of this 577-nucleotide messenger RNA. RefSeq lists its product as uncharacterized. Gene Ontology annotation, molecular function: RNA polymerase II cis-regulatory region sequence-specific DNA binding; DNA-binding transcription factor activity, RNA polymerase II-specific. Gene Ontology annotation, biological process: regulation of transcription by RNA polymerase II; epidermal cell differentiation. The annotation marks the transcript as partial. Gene Ontology annotation, cellular component: nucleus. Lineage: Eukaryota; Metazoa; Chordata; Actinopteri; Clupeiformes; Clupeidae. The transcript is spliced from 2 exons. The record is from RefSeq and is a predicted model, not a curated record.
CAUGCUCCCUCCAGCACUAGUGAUUUCUUAUGCCCAGUUUGCAACAAGGUUUUCCCUCUUCAGAGGAUGCUAACUCGUCACCUAAAAUGCCACAGUCUCGUGAAGAGGCACCCCUGCAGAUACUGUGGAAAGGGUUUCAAUGACACUUUUGACCUGAAGAGGCAUAUGCGUACCCAUACAGGCAUUCGGCCAUAUAGGUGUGAACUCUGUGAAAAAGCUUUCACCCAACGCUGUUCUCUGGAAUCCCACCUGAGGAAGAUUCACGGCGUGCGACAGCAGUACACCUAUCGCCAGCGCCGCUCCAAGAUAUUUGUGUGUGAGGACUGUGGCUUCACUUCUGGAAGACCAGAUGAAUAUUUCAUACAUGUUCGUGAGCAUCAUCCUGGCAGUUCGGCCUUGCGGAGAUACUAUCGCAAACACAUACCUGAGAGAACAGCUACAGUGGCUGAUCAUAAUAUCAACCCAUUUAUACUGUACCAACCAGCUAGUUUCUACAUCUAAAUAUAGAAUUAUUUCAUCUGACCUUAGUUUUGCUUACUGAUUAUAUUAAUUGUUAAAUCAAUUGUUGUUUAACAAA